AUUCGAGCAUAUGGCAGUAAAAUACAGACCGUUAGAAUUCGCAACGAGAUCAGGUAGAAAACUAUCAUCUGCCGAUCCGAUCAUACAAUAUAAAGAACGAUAAAAGUAGUAGUGGUGGUAACUGCGAAAAACGUAGUGGGAGCACAUUAAACGCAUUUAACUCCGUUGUUCCCUCGGAUCAGGCUCCACUCUCUCAGUUCGAAUGAAACGGGUUCUCAGCAGGAUGUUCAAGUAUAACAUAGCAUCGUGUGUUCUCUUGCUAUAUCUUCUAUGCGUCACGCAUAGUUUCGAAAGAAGAUGGUCUCAGGAAAGCUUCAGAAAACGAACAUCAAAUGAAUUUGACGUCCUGAUAUUUACUCAGCGAUGGCCAUUGACAGCUUGUUUCGUAUGGACAAAAAAUUCCGAAAAACGCAGUUGCUUGUUACCCAAACGUAACGAAUGGACCAUCCACGGAAUUUGGCCCACGAAAUACAACACAAUAGGUCCACAAUAUUGUAAUAGCUCGAUGCCAUUUGAUAAAAACGCUCUGGCGCCUUUAGAAAGUGAAUUAAAAGAAAAAUGGAUCGAUAUCCAAAAUGGAUCUACACCUUACUCGUUCUGGAAACAUGAAUGGGAUAAACAUGGCACCUGUGCACUCACAGUAAAAGCUUUAAAUAGUGAAUUUAAUUAUUUUCGAGGAGCUCUAAAUUUACUUGAUAAGUACAACAUGAUAGACGUACUUGAGAAAGCAAAUAUUUUGCCAGGUAAAAAGUAUAUGGUACAAGAUGUAUUAGUAGGAAUUCAAAAGAUAUUGGGGAAAAGAGGACAAGUAACGUGUGUAGUUGAUGGGAAAACGCAUGAAUCAUACAUGAGAGAGAUAAGAAUUUGCUUUGAUAAAACAAUGCAAUUGGUAGAUUGCAAUGGCAUAUAUAAUUUCCCUACGAAUUGUAAUAGAAGUCAAGAGAUAACAUACCCAAGUCAUGUGCCACGUUUUUAUCAUGUAAAACAGAUAUAACGGACAUUACUGGCUACAUCAUUCCACUUUCUUUUGAACGAUCACGACUGCCGAGGGUACUAGGCCUACAAAUAAAACAGAAAAUACUUUAUAUCAUACUUAAAAAGAAAAAAAAAAAAAAAAAAGAAAAAAAAAAAAAGACUUCUUAUAAACAUGCAUAUCGCAAUUAUAUCAUGUUACAAUCAAGAAAACUGUAUAAUUAAUACAAUUGUACCAAUAAAUAAUAAGAAUUAUUGUGUAUUAUAUACAUUGUGUAUGAUAAUAAACUAAUGUAUAGCA
Pogonomyrmex barbatus (red harvester ant) is the source of this 1273-nucleotide messenger RNA. Its product is annotated as ribonuclease Oy. The record is from RefSeq and is a predicted model, not a curated record. Gene Ontology annotation, molecular function: RNA binding; ribonuclease T2 activity. NCBI's taxonomy places the organism in Eukaryota, Metazoa, Arthropoda, Insecta, Hymenoptera, Formicidae. Gene Ontology annotation, cellular component: extracellular region. Gene Ontology annotation, biological process: RNA catabolic process.